This is a messenger RNA of Juglans microcarpa x Juglans regia, 2675 nucleotides long. Its product is annotated as AP2-like ethylene-responsive transcription factor ANT. The record is from RefSeq and is a predicted model, not a curated record. The transcript has 9 exons. Gene Ontology annotation, biological process: regulation of DNA-templated transcription. NCBI's taxonomy places the organism in Eukaryota, Viridiplantae, Streptophyta, Magnoliopsida, Fagales, Juglandaceae. The coding region runs from base 173 to 2218 and encodes 681 amino acids. Gene Ontology annotation, molecular function: DNA-binding transcription factor activity; DNA binding.
CUGUAGCUAUAUAACAAAAAACCGAGUUUUCAAAAGGGAGGAACGAGAUCUCGCUAUGAUUAGUUUAUAUAAUUCCCAAUGAUUGAGUUGCCCUGCUGCAGCACUAGCAAGAAGAACCUGUGGGAGUGAACGAAAACGGGGAGAAAGAGGGAUAGAGAGAGAGGGGAAGAAGAUGAAGUCCAUGCAUGAUAAUAACAACGGGACUAAUAAUAGCUGGUUGGGUUUCUCUCUCUCGCCCCAUAUGAAAAUGGAAGUUACUCCUGAUCCUCAGCACCCUCAACAUCAUUACCAUCAUCAAAGCCAGGCUUCUUCCGCUGCUGUUUCCAGUGCCAUCCCUACUAGCUUCUACCUUUCUUCUCACCUCAAUAGCUCUGCAAUCUGCUACGUGGUGGGAGAAAAUGGCGGCUUUCACUCCCCUUUAUCUGUAAUGCCACUCAAGUCAGAUGGGUCUCUUUGUAUCAUGGAAGCUCUCACUAGAUCACAAUCAGAAGGGAUAGUGCAUAGUUCCUCUCCGAAACUAGAGGACUUUCUGGGCGCUGCAAGUAUGGGAGCCCCCGAGUAUGGAAGCCAUGAAAGAGAAGCAAUGGCUCUUAGCUUAGACAGCAUCUACUAUGAUCAAAAUGUCGAAGCUGUAAACAGAAGGGACCAUCACUUGGACCUUCUGCAAGAGCCCUACAGGCAACAAGAGCAACAGAUUCCAGUUCAAAAUCACCCACACUAUGCGGGGUUUCCCUGUCUUGGGAUUUACCAACCACCAUUAGAUGAAGAAUCUAAGGACACCCAUUUAGCCGAUUGUGGUUCCCAAAUCCCUCAAAUCUCAGAGGAUGGAAUACCUUGCCUCAAAAACUGGGUGUCUGGGCAGUACUCUGCCCAACAUGUCCUGGGGCAGCAGAUGAAUAGCAACAUGGUUGAUGAUUGUGGAGCUUCUAGGUCUCUUGUUGCAAUUGGUUGUGGAGAUUUACAGUCUCUAAGUUUGUCCAUGAGCCCUGGUUCUCAGUCUAGCUGCGUUACAGCUACAAGGCAGAUAUCACCUACUGGAACAGAAUGUGGUGCCAUGGGAACAAAGAAGAGAGGCCCCGGAAAAGUUGCUCAAAAACAGCCUGUACAUAGGAAAUCCAUCGACACAUUUGGUCAGAGAACUUCACAAUAUAGAGGUGUUACAAGACACCGAUGGACAGGUAGAUAUGAGGCCCAUCUGUGGGAUAACAGUUGCAAGAAGGAAGGACAAACCAGGAAAGGAAGGCAAGUUUAUCUGGGGGGUUAUGAUAUGGAAGAGAGAGCCGCCAGAGCUUAUGAUCUUGCGGCCUUGAAGUACUGGGGACCAUCCACACAUAUUAACUUCCUGUUAGAAAACUAUCAAGUAGAACUAGAAGAAAUGAAGAACAUGAGCCGGCAGGAAUAUGUUGCUCACUUAAGGAGGAAAAGCAGUGGUUUUUCCAGGGGAGCUUCAAUGUACCGUGGGGUCACGAGGCAUCACCAGCAUGGUAGAUGGCAAGCUCGGAUUGGCAGGGUUGCAGGGAACAAAGACCUUUAUCUCGGGACGUUCAGCACCCAAGAGGAAGCGGCCGAAGCUUAUGACGUUGCCGCCAUCAAGUUUCGUGGGGUAAAUGCUGUUACUAACUUUGACAUCACCAGAUACGAUGUGGAAAGGAUCAUGGCCAGCAGUACUCUACUUGCUGGGGAACUGGCUAGGCGAAACAAAGAUAAAGAGUCAAGAACUGAAGCCAUUGAGUACAAUCCAUCAAUGCAGAACGGUGGCGGAACCCAAAUUCCUGAAAAUAACAAUGGGAAUGGCUCAGAUUGGAGGAUGGUUUUGUGCCAGCCCCCCCAGCAAACACCCAACUCCUGUGUCGAAUCUCUUGAAAACAAAAAAUCUUUAAGUUUUGUCGAUUACCAUCGAAAUGCUUCUUUCUCAGUGGCCCUACAAGAUCUCAUUGACGUUGAUUCAGUAAACUCAGGCCAGGUGAUGGCUAAUGACUCCGGCAAACAUGGAACCCACUUUUCUAAUCCAUCCUCUCUGGUGACCAGUUUGAGCAGCUCAAGAGAGGCUAGCCCGGAUGGAAUAGGCUCCACAAAUCCAUUUGCGAAGCCUCCUUUGGCGUCAAAGUUCAUUAGCCCUGCUGCUGGUGUUAGUUCUUGGUGGGAAUCGGCUCAGUUGAGGCCUGCUGCAAUCCCCAUGGCUCAUUUGCCUGUUUUUGCUGCUUGGACUGAUACCUAAAAAGUUUAUAUGCAUUUUUCACAUGUGAAGUUUUGCAAGCAGUAGUAAAAGGAAGAAAUAGGUUUUGGUGGUUGGAGGAAAGGAAGAUGAUGUAAGAUUUGAUUUUGUUUCUUGAAGUUGCUAGUGGGUGAAGUUGGGAAUUAAUGAAAAGAAAAUGUGAUGGCCAGCUAUCCGUCUCUAAGCAAAGUGCAAGAAACUUUUUCAAAACCGAAACUUUUGGUUCAUGUUGGAAUAUGAAGAUCUUGAAAAAUAGAGGGGAGAGGGAUUAGGGAAGAACCAGUGAUUAAAUUCCAUGAAAUGGUGUUUGCAAUAUGGAAGCGUCCAUUACAUUGUUGAAUUUUCUUUUUUCCACCUUUUUUGGUCCUGCAGAGUGCAAAGUACAGAACCAGCUCAGUGUUUCCCAAGCAAAUGUGAAGGGCUUGCUUUGACCAUAUUAUGAUCUCGUUUCAUUCCCCAA